GCUACCUCUGGCUCGUCUGUGCUAGCCUGCUAUACCCACCUGUUGACACGGUUCCCUCAGGACUCCCGGACCCAGGAUGCUGGGUUGUGGCUGUGUAAUGGUCUCCAGUCUCCUGGCACUGACACUAUUUCACUGUAGCGUCGACAGUCUACAUCUCAACCUGGAGAGCCCAGAGCCGGUGUCUAGGGGUCGACCGGUGUCUGCUAAGUCACCUGAUGGCAUCACGGCAAAGCUGCUGCUGCUGGAUCAGCUGGUCCAGAUGGAGAACGAUGUUGUCAUGGAAACCAAGCGGAAGAGGAGUUUCCCCGGCGCCAACACGCCUCUUGACCGCCUCAGUAUCAGCACCCUCGACACCAAGAACAGCAGUAACAAGCAGAGGAAAGUAGUGGAGUUACCACGGCGACGAGUAAACGUUCCCAUCGAUCGGAUCGGAGUAGGUCGCGUACCCAACACCCGAGGCUAAAUGUCACAGCUCAAGCCUUACCCCUCCCCACGCAACAGAAGCUUCACUGCAGGUAGAAGAUGCAUGGAAACGCAAAACAUGAACACGCACUUCCCGAUCUUUCCCUCUCAAGGCAUGACCACAACACCACACACAUAGGCCUAC
This is a messenger RNA of Engraulis encrasicolus (European anchovy), 607 nucleotides long. It is a transcript of the gene ostn, whose product is annotated as osteocrin. NCBI's taxonomy places the organism in Eukaryota, Metazoa, Chordata, Actinopteri, Clupeiformes, Engraulidae. The record is from RefSeq and is a predicted model, not a curated record. Gene Ontology annotation, biological process: hormone-mediated signaling pathway. The transcript is spliced from 5 exons. Bases 77 to 463 code for a protein of 128 amino acids. Gene Ontology annotation, molecular function: signaling receptor binding.